UACAUUACAAUUUUUGAGUGCAAUAUUAAAUUAGCUCUUGGAAAACAAGGGCGUGCAAUUGAAAAGAAGCAAAAACUUGAUAGCUCAAAGUGUGAAAAUGAAAACAACAAAAUCCAGUUAAGGAAGUCUAGCAAUGGGCGAUGCAAACACAGUUGGGUAGUUCAUAGAGUCCAACUAACUUCUCCUCGUCUUCUCCGCCGCUCCCUUCCCCACUCUAUUAUUUUCCCUCCACUCCUUUCUUCUCCAUUCGCUCCUAAAUCAUUUCCUUCUUCUUUCUCUCCAAAUCCUCUCUCCAAAGCAAGAAAAGAAAGGGAAAAAUGGCUUCUCCUUUUCUCUCCAACACCACCAUAUCUUUCUCCUCUUCCCUCUCUUCUUCUUCUCUUCCUCGUCUUGUGCCAUCUAUUUCUUCCUCUCCAAUUCGUUUCAAGUCAACCCCAAGACGAAUCUUGACUGUCCGAUCGAAGAUCAGGGAGAUCUUCAUGCCCGCCCUCAGUUCCACCAUGACCGAGGGCAAGAUCGUGUCUUGGAUUAAAUCCGAAGGCGAUGUUCUCUCCAAAGGUGAAAGCGUCGUCGUUGUUGAAUCCGACAAAGCUGACAUGGACGUCGAGACUUUCUAUGACGGCAUUCUCGCUGCUAUCGUUGUUGGGGAAGGCGAAACUGCCCCUGUCGGUGCCGCCAUUGGCAUCCUCGCUGAGACUGAAGAUGAAGUUGCCGAGGCUAAAGCCAAAGCUGCCUCAAAAACGGGUGCUGCAACCCCAUCUGCUCCUCCUGCUACUCCUUCUCCAGCUCCAGCUCCCCCGAAGCCAACGCCAGCUCCAGCGGCUGCGCCAGUUGCGGAGGGGCCGAGGAAAACCGUUGCGACACCAUAUGCAAAGAAGUUAGCGAAGCAGCACAAGGUGGAUAUUGAGUCCGUGGUGGGAACAGGGCCGUUUGGGAGGAUCACGCCCGAGGACAUUGAGGCGGCCGCCGGUAUUUCGCCUUCCAAGACAAAUGUUGGACCUGCGGUGGUUGCGGAAGCUAAGCCUGCUGCUCCACUGAAAGCUACAGCUGCUGCUGCUGCCCCUUCUAGCCUUCCUCCUCCAGUUCCAGGUUCUACAGUAGUGCCAUUUACGACAAUGCAGGCUGCCGUUUCGAAGAAUAUGGUGGAGAGUCUUUCAGUGCCCACAUUUCGAGUGGGGUAUCCUGUGACUACGGAUGCGCUUGAUGCCUUGUAUGAGAAGGUGAAACCAAAGGGUGUGACAAUGACUGCUCUGUUAGCGAAAGCUACUGCAAUGGCACUGGUGCAGCACCCUGUUGUGAAUGCAAGCUGUAAAGAUGGCAAGAGUUUUACUUAUAAUAGUAACAUUAACAUUGCGGUAGCUGUUGCUAUCAAUGGUGGCUUGAUUACCCCAGUUCUUCAGGAUGCAGAUAAGUUGGAUUUGUAUCUAUUGUCUCAAAAAUGGAAAGAGCUGGUGGAGAAAGCCAGAUCAAAGCAGCUUCAGCCUCAAGAAUAUAGUACAGGGACAUUUACUCUGUCCAAUCUGGGCAUGUUCGGUGUGGACAGGUUUGAUGCCAUUCUUCCCCCAGGCCAGGGAGCUAUCAUGGCUGUUGGAGCAUCAAAGCCAACUGUUGUUGCUGAUGCUGAUGGAUUCUUCAGUGUGAAAAACAAAAUGCUGGUGAAUGUAACUGCUGAUCACCGCAUUAUCUAUGGUGCUGAUUUGGCUGCCUUCCUUCGGACCUUCUCAAAGAUUGUUGAGAACCCUGAAAGCCUGACUUUGUAGAUGAUGCUCGGGUUUAUGCAAUGAAGUCACACUGAGUCUUUAUUUGGUGGCAAAGCAAGAUUUUUGUCUGUCUAUUUAAACAAAAUGCCCAACAGCUGAGGAGCCUGUUUUCUUGUAGCAGUCCGUUGUAAUGUAUUGCAUUUUUAUUAUUUUUUAAGGGUUUCAGGUGCCAUCUCAGAUGUAGUCGAAUUAGAUAUGGAUGGAAAGGAAUAACAACGGGAAGUUUUUGACAGAAUUAAACGCAAAUUGUCUUGUUAAGAAUUGUGGUUUCAAACUUUGUUUUCCAGUUUUACUAGAUUAGGUGUUGAACGUAUUAAGCUGGCACUCAGUUGUUUUUUUUCUCUUCAACAUCGUAGAUUCGCAGGUAUUGAUGUCGAGGUAUAAGAAACUGAGCAACUUUG
Molecule: messenger RNA, 2161 nt
Organism: Durio zibethinus
Lineage: Eukaryota; Viridiplantae; Streptophyta; Magnoliopsida; Malvales; Malvaceae
Gene: LTA2
Product: 2-oxoacid dehydrogenases acyltransferase family protein
Biological process (GO): pyruvate decarboxylation to acetyl-CoA
Cellular component (GO): pyruvate dehydrogenase complex; chloroplast thylakoid; chloroplast envelope
Molecular function (GO): dihydrolipoyllysine-residue acetyltransferase activity
Source: RefSeq, a predicted model, not a curated record